AUGAGCGACAACAAUAUAGCAAAUGAUAUAAUUGUUGAUUCUGGUAAUAAUGAUGACAGUAAAAAAGAAGUGGAAAAGAAAGAAAAAGUGAAAGAAAAAGAAGAAAAGGAAGAAGUCAAGGUUAAAGAUGAAGAAGACAUUAAAAAAGAAACUAUCACUAUUCCUACUAAUAAUAAUAUCAAUGAUACUGAUAACAAAGAACAAGUUUUGACACAAACUUUGGAAGUAAAUGAUAAACAUGAUAAACAAAAUUCACAGCCAACAAUUAUUAACAAAGUAAAUGAUGGUAAGGAAAGUCAACAAAAUGAGCCUCCUAAUCCAGCAACUUCACCUCUCCUUUCAACUUCUCCAAAUUCCGGUGAACCAAAGAAAUUUGAUUUUAUGAAAAAAGUUACCUCAAAAUUAGAUAAAUUUAUUAAUUCAAGUGCCAGUAAUGGUGUUAACAAUAAUGAUAAUGAUAACGAUAGUCAUGUUAUUAAUGAUGAUUCUGUUUCCAAAUCCCCCGAGUCACCUCCUAUUCAAUCAUCCAUCACAAAUGUUCUUCCUCUUACAUCAGAUUCUAAAUCUCAAAAUUCUUCUACAACCACCACCAAUACAACCAACAACAAUAUAACAGAAGAAAUAGUGAUUGAAAAUAAUCAAGUUAAUGAGGUUAAGGAUGAUGAAAUGGUUGAAUGCAGCCAAACAAAAUCACCAGUCACGUCUACUAACAAUGAAACAAAUACACAAAAUUCAAGACAAUUUUUCAACUUUGCUAGUAAAUGGAGCAAUGUUCGUGGAUUUUUUAAACGUUCUAGCACAACUGUUGUAAAUAAAUCACGUGAUGAAUUGGAUGAAUCCAAUAAACAUGAAGAGGAACCAGGUACUAUAGAUGGUCAAAAUGCUGAUAAAAAAAUUGAUGAAAUUUCUAAACGUGACCAAUUAUUGGAAGGAUCAAACAUUAAUGAUAAUAAAUCAACAAAUCGUUCAGUUAAACAAACACAAUCAACUCAUCAAGCAUUGGCCGAAACAGCAAAUGCACUCAAUGAACGUGCUGAAAAACUUGACCAACUUGAUGAUAAGAUUGAAAAUUUAGCAGGCAGUAGUAAUGAUUUUUUAAGAAUGGCAAAGGAAUUAAGUGAGCAACAACAAGCAAAAAAUAAAAAAUGGCUUCCUUGGUAA
Molecule: messenger RNA, 1161 nt
Organism: Entrophospora candida
Lineage: Eukaryota; Fungi; Glomeromycota; Glomeromycetes; Entrophosporales; Entrophosporaceae
Source: the annotation of a GenBank genome assembly